Molecule: messenger RNA, 237 nt
Organism: Penicillium diatomitis
Lineage: Eukaryota; Fungi; Ascomycota; Eurotiomycetes; Eurotiales; Aspergillaceae
Exons: 4
Coding region: 1-237 (78 amino acids)
Biological process (GO): mitotic cell cycle; chromosome segregation; kinetochore assembly
Cellular component (GO): nucleoplasm; kinetochore
Molecular function (GO): protein heterodimerization activity
Source: RefSeq, a predicted model, not a curated record
AUGGUCGCAACCCAGAAGCUGUACCCUCGUGGGACAGUCAAGCGCAUUGUGAAGGCUCACUCCAAUCGAAGUGUCAGCAAGAACGCAGACAUUCUGAUCUUCCUUGACUAUAUGCUGUUCAUGCAAGAACUGAUGCGCGAGGCUUCCAUUCGGUCGCGCAAGUCUGGCGAGAAGAAUAUCAGUGCAAACUCUGUUCGCAAAGUCACCGAGAAAACCCUUCGAAAGUUCCAGGGAUAA